GGAUAUUUGUUGACAGUCGCGACGAAGAGAAACAUUUACAAUUUUAUGCUACUUUUAUGCAUUAUGCGAUCUUGGAAUAAUGGUAGAAUGAAGUCUAUAUACAAAGAAAUUUGAUAUUCAUGAUGGCGUUUAAUGCUGGCAGCAAGAUAAUGAUUAAUGACCAGCUGAUCCUUGAAGAGGAUUACGAUGAAAACUAUCAACCUUCAGAGGCGGAGAUCCUUGAAUAUGCCAACGUCCUGGGCAUUGACCCAAUGGCCGAGCCACACCUGAUGUGGAUUGCUCGAGAAGGAUUCAAUGCUCCUCUCCCAGAAAACUGGAAACCAUGUCAAGACCCGAGUGAGGAUAUCUACUAUUUCAACUUCGCCACAGGAGAAAGCACCUGGGACCAUCCGUGUGAUGAGUUCUACAAAAACAUGGUCAGCGAGGAACGGCGGAAACUGGCUCUGGGUCAAAACAAAUCAGCUACACCCAAAAAGGAAGCCCGAAAGAAAAAGGAGAAAGCUGAAAAAUCUUCAAAUUUAAAGCAUCUGGGCCCACUGAAGGCCGAACAGAGCAAGGGCAUCCCGUCAGUCCACCGCGCAGGGAAGCUGGGGCCACUCAAGUCUUCUGAUGGUCUGGCCGGGUCGUCCAGUCUAGGGCCAGUCCGCGGGUCAGUGGGGUCUAGCCAGCCGAUCCGCUCCAGUAUGAACACAACAACUGGAUCGAUGCAGUCCAACAAGAGUAUAAACAUCACCAGUAGCAUGAGUCUGCCUAUAUACUCGACAGACCUUGAACAAGAGGGCCACGCGGAUGAGCGUCCGAAGAGAAUACCCGACUUCGAAGCCCAAGACAUCGCAGCGCUAGGAUACGAGGAUUCCGAGGGCAAUGUGGACAGAGAUUCUAACUCUAACUCGGACAAUGACAGUUACCACAAAGAUGUGGAUUUUGGAAUUAGCAAGAAUCUGUCGGAGUUGUUGUUGACGGACAUGAAGAAUGUUGAUGAAGAAGCCUUGCGGGGAUCCUUGGAAAAGCUUUACCAAGGAGCGGUCGUUCGGGAUUCACAGUCGCUCAAGUCCACAGGUCGAGAUGAGUCCGCUUUGAGUCCUCUCGACUUCACCGACGACGACCGUAAACGCAAGGCCGAAAAGCUUGCUGAUGCUGCCAGCAGACGGGUUGAGCUGAAGGAUGAGGAGACAAAGACUCGCUCACAGAAUGACAAAGUUCUGACUGAGUUGAAGAAACGGCUUGGAAGAGAGCUGGAGAAUGAGAAGUUAGAGCUCUUGGAGGAGAAAUCAACAAAACUUCGGAAAAUUAAAAGUGAAAUGAAGCAGGAACAAGUUGAGGCUGAGCGUAAACUGCGGGCCGAACGGGAAGGGAGUAUUAGAGAGCUGGAGGAAAGGCUAAAAGAAGAGGCAGAAAGUCGGCUGUCGAAACUUAACGAUGGGACGAGUGACGAGAUCAAAACCUUGCGAGAAGAGUGUGAGAGAAAGGAACACGAGGAGAAAUCAAAACUGUGGGAUGAAAUGAAUCGAAACCUGGAGAAACUGCGAGAAGAAGUCCGUUCGCUGACGGCCGAAGAACAGAAUAAAUUACAGGACGAGAAGAGAAAAGCUCUUGACAGAAUAAACCAGCAGGUUUCUGAUGCUAUAUCUGGAGAGCGACGGAGACUGGAGGACGAACAGACAAGGCAGAUUGAGAAACUGAAGAGUGGCCACGCCCAGGAGUUAGAGGACACUGAGAACCGUCUGGAGAAGAAACACAGAAACAUGCUGGACGCGAUGAGGGCGGAGAUGGAGGAACGACACAAGAAGACAAUGGAGAGUUUGGACGUGGAGUUGAAACAGCUCCAGGAGGAAGAUCUGGAGAGACAGAAACACGAGCUAGACGCCGCUCGGAAGAGACAGAAAGCCAUUGAUGACCUGGAUAAAGGGCUUGAUGAGGUGCUCCAGGAACGAAGGACGGAGAUGAAGCAGAUUCACCAGAAAGAGAAGACCCGCCUGGCUAGAGAACACGAGAAUGAGCUUAAACGACUCCAGGAUGAGUACGCUCAAAAGAUUGAAAAGUUAAAGAAGUCGUUAGCGACAAACCUCGACACUGAGACGAAGAAAUUGAAAAGACAGUUUGAGCGAGAGAUAGAAGAAAUCAAGCGGCAGUUUUCCAGGAAGAAAGAAAGCCUGCAGGACCAACUUGAAGAUGAGGAGGAGGAGCUGAAGGAGAAAAGUGCUGCUUUGGACAGGAAACAGAAGGAGAUCGAGAAAGCCUUGAAAAAUCUUCAACUUCAGGAGAACAAGUUGGAAGAAAGGAAGAAAACAUUUGCUGAAGAUCGAGAAAAAUUUGAACAACAUCAAGAUGAGGUGUUUGGUACCACACAGAACCUGAGUGUGCUGGAGCUGGAGAGAAUGAGGGAGGAGAGGAAACAGCUGCAGAGUGAGAUUCGGAUGGAGAGAGACGAGCUGGAGAAUGUGAAGACAGACAAGAGGAAACUUGAGACGGACGUAUUACAGCUGAGAAUGACCAUCGACCAGAACACGCACAAACUCAAAGAGCUGAGGCAGAAACUGGAUAAGAAGAGUGAUGAAAUGGACAAACUGCACAAGAGAAUCACCGACGCUAUAGACGAGGAGGAAACAUCCCACGCUCAGAAUUACCAGAGUUCAAUGCGGCUAGGCAACACAACAGCGGGGAGGUUGUCGAUUGAGGAUCUGGGGAACUCAAACAGUGAUGAGGAAGAAAUUUUUAAACCUGUAAAAUCCAAGAAGAAAACCAAACGUACUCAUGUGCCUUCCAGUUUUGCCAGUAACAUGGAGGACCUGUUCUCGGAUGAUGAAUCUGUUGGGGCGGAGUUAAUAGCAGUUGGUAUCCGUAGUCGCCUCAAGAAGGAAAGUGGAUCCAUCGAGCUGGCCAAGGCAUUUCUCAGGAAACAGCGACAGUCGUUGAAGCGCAGACAGGCAGCUGUGGCCGCAGCGAGACAACAACUGGCCUUGGACUUCGCCAAGAUGAAGCAAGGAGGUGACGGCGGGGGCCACAUUCUGGAGGACGUGAGGAGCAGCCUGGAGACGGAGGCCCGCGAGGUGGACGAGAUGAUGUCACAUCUGCAGGUCGGCAGUCAGCUCAUCCACGAGAAAGAGCACAAACUCAACAUGCUGCACAAUCUCAACAGAGAGCCUCUGAGUGAUGAAGAAUUGGAGUUCUCUCCCUUUGAGCAUGCGUAUCCACCUGCCAGCUUGGCGCCGUUAGAUCUGACGGAUGAUGACGCCAGUAGCGGAGUGAGCAGCAACGAUUUCAAUCUGGAGCAGUUUAUUCAAGGCCUGUCGAGAGAGCCGAGUUCUCAGCAUGUGGGUAAACUGGCCUCAUCGCCACACACUGUCCGUCCACCGCUCGGCGACCAGAAAUCUCAACCUGAUAUAAAGACGAUCGCUGGGUCUCUGAAAAAAAUCAACUCUGAGCUGUCUCGCGUUCUCAGUGCUAUCGGCAGUCAGAGCACGCCCAGUCUGCCAGUACAGGCUCCGGUGUACACUCCACCAGACAUGCCAGCCAGUCACGUUCCGAUCUACGUGCCUCAUCCGCCGUCCGUUCAGUCUUCCAACUUGACCAGCUUGAACCCAUACAUCACCAACCCUCAGCACCAUGUUGAUUACUCUCGACUGGUGAGUUCAGCAGAGGUGUCGCUCGAGAGAAAGUGGAGAAAAUACUUCGGAGAUCGUCGGCCGCCCAUGAUGACCAGUGCCAGCAUUCUUCCAAGUUCUACUGCUGUCGGGCCGGGCCCUGUCAGAGACCAGCUGCGCCAGUUCAGAUUGAGUCUGCUGGAGUCAUCGUGUCGCGCCCCGUCGACGGUGGACCGACUGGCAGAACACAAGGACUGGCUGCGCCGCUUCCACCAGGCGGACGUGACGUUCGGGGCGUCGGUUGUGAAGGCCUCGGCCGGAUCAGACGCGGGAUCUGUCACCAGUAUUGGUGUCGGGUCUGAGCACAGAUUCAGCGAACCUCUGUCAUCCAGCUCCCCAGUCCGUCACACUGUGCCCCCUCGCUUCAACUUGGACGAAAACAAUGAAGUGAGGGUGACGCAGUACUGAGUCUGGGCCGUCUACAUGUGCGUCACACAGAGCCUUACAGACUGAGUCUGGGCCGUCUACAUGUGCGUCACACAGAGCCUUACAGACGUGCCUACCGUGUGGUGGUGAAGGAAUCUCAAAUGUCUCAUCUUCGUUGUAAUCAGCAAUUCUCACCAUGACAAACUGAAAUCUUUAAAUGGACUUUCUAGAGUUGACUGUUAUUGUAACUUGUUUUCAAAUAAUAGAGCUAUUCUAUCAACUGAAAUAACAUUGUAAAAUUAAGAAAUAUUCACAUUUUGCCUCAUUAUGUCACGGUCACUUACUAAAUAUAUAAAUUAAACAUCGAUUUCAUUUCUCAUCUGAUUUUCAUGAAUGUUGACAUACAGAAUAAGGAUUUGCAGCAUUUCUAAUGCCUUGUUUAUCGAGAGAGAUACUAAUAUUCUAAAAAAGAAAGAAAAUGCAUUUAAUAUAUCUAUAUCUAUUUGUUGGUAAAAAGUCUCUGUUAGAAACAUUUUACAAUGGAUUUAAACUCAGGAAUGUCUGUUUAACCCUGUGGCUCAUGAUGUUGUUGAUGCUGAGUUGAAAUGUCUGUUGACUUGUUAUUAACCCUGUGACUGGGGAUUUUGUUCGUGCUGGGUUCAUGUUAAACAUUCAUCCUGUGUGAGGAACACCGCUGAAGAGAAACAUUUGAAAGUGUCUCAGCUCAAGAUCGAGCUGCAAUAUUAUCUAAUCAUUUAUUAUUGUUAACCCCAACAGGUGACGUUUUUCUUUGUUCUUAUUAAAUUGUCAUUCAUUUGUUAGUUAUUGUUAGAUAACCUGUUAUUGGGGUAAAUCAAAAUGAACUACAAGUGUAUACAUACCUGUUGAAUCUAGAACAAACAAAGGUUUUGAUUUUGUAUUUUUAUUGUUGUUGACCUUUUUUAAAUGGAUGACUUUUAUAUAUAGAUUAAUGUAAUUUUGUAUGCAACAGGGUGGUAUUUAAAGUGCCUUUUAUAAACAUUUUCAACUGUGCUUUAAAGUGAUGAAUUCAGAACCACCAGAAUAAAAUAUGCAUAUUCUAUCAGCUUGGAGAUAUGAAGGGGAUUGUGAUAUGUACAGUUUAUAAUAUAACAUUUACGGUAUUAAAUCAUGAGACUUGAUCCGAUAACAGAAGACUUCUGUGGAAUACAGGAGAGAUGACAGGUCUCAAUAAAAAAAUUGUUUUAACACACUGAGUAGGAAGGAAUUUGAGUUUGACAAGCACCAAGUUUUUGGUGGAAUGGUAAAAGAAAUUUUCAGUCUUUUUUUUUUUUUUAAUGAAAGAAGCUUGUUUGGGGUUUUUUCUGAUGAUUCUGCAAAAUUGAUGGUGCUCUAUAUCUGAAAUUUAAAGUUUUCAAACAGAUUAUUUUGUACAUGCUGCUUUUUAAAAUUAUUUUCUUAAUUUAAUUUUACAGAAAUUAUAAAUAGAAAUGACAACUUGUAUAUAAUGUUAUAAAUAUUAUUAUUUUAAAUGGAUACAAGUCAUUUAUCAGAAAUGACUGCAGGUAUUUGGUGUGCUCAGCAUUUGGUUGAGACCAUCUCGUUUCCCAGGCAUCGUAUAGAUGGUAUAGAAAUGUUGGUAUGUUAUUGGUAUUAACAUGAAGACUCAUGGUUCACAUUAAACAUGUACGAGAUAGCCAGGAUUCAUUCACCCUUAUGUCUCAUAGUAUCAUGAUCCUUUGAAAAUCAUGAGAAAUAAGUAGCUGCUAUGUUAUUGUGUGUUCUCAUUUGCAAUAUGUUUAUUAUUUUUACAAGUAGUAUUUGGUAGUUGUUUUAGAGUACAAUCACUGAAAUAUUAAAAGUGUAACAUCGCGGCAAAGUCAGGUGAUUGGAAAAGGGACGUUACACUGGUCAGGUCAGGUCAGGUCAGGUCAGGUCAGGUCAUAGGGUUUUACGUGCACGUUCAGAGCAAGCAGUCGUAGCACACGCCUGUCCAGGACAGGAGACAUUACUGUUAAUUGAGGUAGUUAAUAUAAGCAGGAUCUGAAAUGAACAUAGCCCUUGCCUUCGUUAUCCUCCGGGACCAAUGAAAAUGUAGCAAUGACUACAACAGGACCGGAUACAUGUCCCACUAGCGAGUACAUGAGACAAUCAUUCAAAACUGUUAUAAUCUGGGUCAUUUAGUAUUAAACAUGCUAAUUCCAGACACUAAAACCAGCAAGAACUGACAAUUUCAAGCAAGUAUUUGAGAUAGUCAUUAGUUGUCCAACAAUAACCAGAUGUUGUGGUUAAGUCAUCAGAUCUAAGGCUGGUAGGUACUGGGUUCACAUCUUGGUACCAGCUCCGACCAGAGCGAGUUUUGUGCAGCUGUAAGGCCACUACGCCAACUUCUCUUUCACCAACCACCAACCAUCAACCACAAACCUUGCACAGGCAGUUAACUGAGGUAUGUGCCCAGAACAGAUCUUUGUUAUUUUAAUUCUUAAAGAAAUAAUAAUAAUAAUAAUUUCCUAAGUAGAUGGACAUGUGUAUCGGUAUAUGUACAAUAUUAAAACAAAGAUGAUGAUUUUAAGUAACUUUUGAAAAGGUUUUGUGCCAAUCACUUUAUUCAGAUGAAGUUUGUCUUGUCCUUUAACAUACAGGUAAACAUUAUGGCAAUGUCUUAGUUUAAUUACUGGUAGGAAUAAAAAGCAAAAUAUUAUCAAGUGUGUUUAGUUAAUUGAGGCCAUUUAAUAAGUAUGUAACACUGGAGGGUUGUUUGCAUUUAAAAUACAUUUAAUGUUAUGGAAUGGGGGGUGGGGGUUGGGGGGGGGGGGGGGAGUGGUAAUUGUUGCCUUAUGUUGUUAUAUAAUUGUUGAACGGCCCCUUCACAGAAAUGUGUAUUGAAGUAGUCUUUCUUUUUCUUUUUUAUCAUGUAUGUAUGUGUGUAUAUAUAUAUAUAUAUAUAUAUAUAUAUAUAUAUAUAUAUAUAUAUAUAUAUAUAUAUAUAUAUAUAUAUUCUCAACCCCUGCAAUUAAAAAUGUCUAAGGCAAAAACCAUGCCAUGGGAAAAUAUUGAAUAUAGUCCAGAGCAAAAAAGUGCCAUAGAGAAUUGCGCUCUCCCCAGCAUUGCCGAUUGCCAUGGGCAACUGCAGGGGCUGGUAUCUUACAAGUAUACAGUGUGGAAUAUACAACUUGGAAUCUAUUAUGAAUGGAUAUGUUAACUAUGUAGCAAUAUCUGUGAUAACGUAUAUUAUGUAUUCUGUUAUUUGGCGAUAUUAAUGACAUUAUUUGGGAAAUGUUGAUUUGCUGUACUAAAUAGAAUUUUUAUAAUUAUAGUUUUUCUGUCUUCCUCUUAGUGUAUCUGCUCUCCGUUUAUAGAUAUUUUCCGAUGUCGUUGUUAAUCCAGUAUCUUCCCUCGCUUGUCAGGGAAUUAUAGAUAAUGUUUACUGUGAACGUCGGGAUUUGUACAUACUGUUGUUGCUGGAUUUGUGAUGAAUGUAUUCCUUGUUUUAUUUAAGAACCUGAAUGACUUGAAGAAGAUUGGAUAAUUUUAUUAAUAUGAUUGUUAUUUCCUGAAUCUUAGUUUUUACAUUCUUUUAUUUCUCGUCCACACACUGAUCUAGUUUUGAAAACAAAAAGUAUAGUUUACCAAACAAAAUAUGCAGGCAAAUUAAAAAGGGAAAUAUUUUUAUUUAAAAAAGAAAUCCAUUUUCUUUGGAAAUAAGAAAGGGCCUGGAAUUGUAAGGAUAUUAUGUUUACCCUGGUGUGGUGUGAAACGUGUAUGUCUAUUGAGAGAGAGAGAGAGAGAGAGAGAGAGAGAGAGAGAGAGAGAGAGAGAGAGAGAGAGAGAGAGAGAGAGAGAGAGAGAGAGAGAGAGAGAGAGAGAGAGAGAGAGAGAGAGGGGAGAGAGAGAGAGGGGGGGGGGGGGGGGGCACAGAGACACACACACACACACAGAGAGAGAUGCACACACACAGUUAUUUUAUAAUUUAUACAGUCCUGGGCCUCCUCCUACGAAUCGAUCUUAGCGCUAAAAUCUUUGAAGUGCAUUUCGACCUUAUAUACUUAAGAUGAUCUUAGCGCUAAGAUCGCAUCGUAAAAAAUGGGGCCCUGAACGGUAGGCUUUAGGGUGCCUAAAAAAACAGAACAAUUUUUAUGGUGUUUACGUUUCUUGUGAAUAACAAUUAAGAGUUGAGUGAAUAAAUCAAUAAAUUUUAUAGCCACCUUAUAAAAACUUUUGUCAUAAAGUUAAUCUUUUAAUCAAAUUCAAAUCUCAAAGGGCUCAUUGAUUUUUUUACGCUGGUUCUGAAAAACCACCACUGAUGCACUUGAUACACUCAACGUCAUAACUGUGGUUCAUUGUGUCUUACAGUCAGUCCCCUAGAAGAUCUGAUGUAAUCAAAAGUCAAAGAUAACCUUUGUAAGUAGUAUUCGAAUGUGUAAUGUCAAAUCCGUCCAUAUUAUAAUAAAUGAUUAAACCUU
Messenger RNA from Gigantopelta aegis, 8452 nucleotides. Its product is annotated as centrosomal protein of 164 kDa-like. The transcript has 35 exons. Gene Ontology annotation, molecular function: protein binding. The record is from RefSeq and is a predicted model, not a curated record. Lineage: Eukaryota; Metazoa; Mollusca; Gastropoda; Neomphalida; Peltospiridae. Bases 120 to 4052 code for a protein of 1310 amino acids. Gene Ontology annotation, biological process: signal transduction.